CAAGUCUAUGAAAAAACCCAUACAAGUCUUCAAGUAGUGAUUAACUAUAUGGAUGAAACAGUUUCUUAUCACUUUGCUAAAGUCAAACAAAGACGAGAGAAUCGGCACGAAAUAAUAUAUCAGCUCACUCUACGACAGCAACCAAAGCAAUCACGCAUGUGUGGUGUUGGAGAGAAAGCUGACCGUAGACCGAUCGAUCCUCCACCCAUUGUUCAACUCAAGGUGAUUGACAACUCAUUACCGCUUUCUGAAAAAAAUGCGUAUUUACAAAAUCCUUAUUACUUUAUGUACGCUUCACUCAUGGCAGCUGAUUUGGAUGAGGAACUACACUUGCUACGCGACGGAAAGACAAGGAGUACAACAGGCUCUGUUGUUUCUUCCCUUUACCAUCUUAAAGAUAUCGAUAACACAGAUGCAGGCUUUUUUGUGUUUCCAGAUUUAUCAGUUCGAAUGGAAGGAAGUUAUCGACUCAAACUGAGCUUGUUUGAGAUCAUUGGCAAGGAAGUGUUUCAUUGUCGAUCUAUCAUAUCGGAAAAGUUCUUUGUUUACUCUGCAAAGAAAUUUCCUGGUAUGGAAGAAUCGACAUUUUUAUCGAGAUCGUUUGCGGACCAAGGACUCAAGAUCCGUAUUCGAAAAGAAUUACGCCAAAGAAGAAACAAAACAAAGUUUGAUACAUCAGAACAGAAUGCUCAAAAGAAACAAAAGGUGGCUACAAGAAAAGUGAAUCACCAUUAUAAUAAUGCAUCACCUAUUACACCGAAUGCAUCUCAAAACCCUUUAUAUCCACUUAGAAAUGAUCUACUGCCUAUGCCUACCAGGUAUAUCAAUUAUAGCUCAAAGCCCAUCAAUCCUACUACUAAUACACCACCCAAUCCUACUACUACUACUACUACUACUA
Messenger RNA from Gilbertella persicaria, 898 nucleotides. RefSeq names its product velvet factor-domain-containing protein. The annotation marks the transcript as partial. Lineage: Eukaryota; Fungi; Mucoromycota; Mucoromycetes; Mucorales; Choanephoraceae. The transcript has 5 exons. The record is from RefSeq and is a predicted model, not a curated record.